Molecule: messenger RNA, 1186 nt
Organism: Micropterus dolomieu (smallmouth bass)
Lineage: Eukaryota; Metazoa; Chordata; Actinopteri; Centrarchiformes; Centrarchidae
Exons: 6
Coding region: 18-1004 (328 amino acids)
Source: RefSeq, a predicted model, not a curated record
CCCUCAUAUGUGACAAAAUGGAACUGUUUUCAUUAAUCUGUGCUAUUUGUCUGCUGUCUUCCUGUCAAAUGCAAGGCUCCAGUGCUGUGACUCCUGUGUUUGUGCAGAAGGGAAAGGAUGUUCUUCUGAACAUCAUGACACCUGAUGUUCCAGAGAACUUUUUUAUUCUUUCAUGGAAAUUCAAUGCAAAUCUUGUUUUAGUAACAUAUUUACCUGAUAAAGAACCAACAGUCUCUAAUAAUUACACUGGAAGGAUUGAGACUGAUGUGAAAAAAUACUCACUGAAAUUAAACAAUCUACAAGAGGCAGACAGUGGAGUUUAUACUGCACGAGUGACAGGGUCUGAAGAAGAACGAAUACUAGCUGAAUACAACGUCAGAGUUCAAGGUCCAGUGUCUCCAGUUGAACUGUCAGUGGACUCCAGUGUGUCCAGCAGCUCAGACUCCUGUAACCUCACUGUGACCUGCAGAACACAGGACUCUCACAUCAGCAGCACUUUCACAUGUGACACCCAAACCUGCAGUCCGGAGGGAGGAGAGCGGUCAGAGGUCACAACCUCUGCUGCUUCUCUACAUGUCUACCUGCUGAAUGACUCAAUCAUCUGUAACCAUAGCAACCAGGUCAGCUGGACCGAGGACAUUAAAAAGGCAGAACAUUUCUGCCCCCAACUUGCUGAUCCAUAUGAAAAACGCAUUACUGUCCCAGUGCUCAUUGUUGUCAUCACAGUUUUUUUCAUAACAAUGCUUACUGUUCUUGCUGUAGUGUACUGUCGUCGAAAGAGACGAAAAUAUGAAAGAGAGAACAGAGAAAAUACAGUCUAUGCAACUCCUCAGGUUGAAUCUACAACCCAUCCUCUGAAUCAGAUCCCAACAGAUGCUUCAGGUCUUUCUCCAACCACCACCUACAGCUCGGUAGGGCUUCACACUGGACCUGUGGGAUCACCUGAGAGAGGCAGGACUCUGCCAGAGAGCCUGUAUGCUCAUGUAGAAAGGGCCAGAUCCUGAAACAGUCAAACUUCAGUCCAAACCAUAGACUGUGGUCCAAACACACUCUCACACAUACAUGCAUGUUAGUGCACACUGUACUAGCAAGGUACACCUAGCUUGUAGCCUUGGUUUCCUGUUCUUGGCUGACAGGAGUGGCACCCUGUGUGGUCUUCUGCUGCGGAAACCCAUCUGCUUCAAGG